Molecule: messenger RNA, 1366 nt
Organism: Lycium barbarum (goji berry)
Lineage: Eukaryota; Viridiplantae; Streptophyta; Magnoliopsida; Solanales; Solanaceae
Product: probable aquaporin NIP-type
Exons: 5
Coding region: 128-946 (272 amino acids)
Biological process (GO): transmembrane transport
Cellular component (GO): membrane
Molecular function (GO): channel activity
Source: RefSeq, a predicted model, not a curated record
UUGGUAUAAUCCUUAACCAUAUAUAUAUUUAGGCCUGUUUCUACCCUUUUGGGUAAAAGUUGGUUUUCCUACUGUAACUUUUUUUUUCUAACAAACUUCCAAAAAAAAUAUAUAUAUAUUGGUUAGAAUGUCAACAAAAGACAUAAGAGCAGUUGAAGAAGGGAAUUGUUCAACUUAUACACAACAUGCUAAUGAAGAAGAUUCAAGCCUUUGCACUUCACCUGAGGUUGUCAUUAUUAUUCAAAAGGUGAUAGCAGAGGCGAUCGGAACGUAUUUCUUGAUAUUUGUAGGGUGUGGUGCAGUAGCAGUGAACAAAACAUAUGGUUCGGUAACAUUUCCAGGAAUAUGUGUGGCAUGGGGUUUAAUUGUUAUGGUCAUGGUGUAUGCCGUUGGUCAUAUUUCUGGUGCACAUUUCAAUCCUGCAGUCACCAUUGCCUUUGCCAUUUUUAGGCAUUUCCCCUUCAAACAGGUGCCACUGUACAUAUUGGCACAGUUGGUUGGGGCAAUUCUUGGAAGUGGGACUUUGUAUUUGCUGCUGGAUUUGAAGUCUGAGGCAUUUUUUGGAACAGUUCCAGUGGGAUCAAAUGUUCAAUCUUUGAUUCUUGAAUUCAUCAUUUCUUACCUGUUGAUGUUUGUCAUUUCUGGUGUUGCCACUGACAAUAGAUCAAUUGGAGAGCUUGCAGGAAUUGCUAUUGGAAUGACAAUACUCCUAAAUGUUCUGAUUGCAGGGCCAGUGUCAGGAGCAUCAAUGAACCCAGCAAGGAGUAUUGGGCCAGCAAUUGUGAUGCAUGAGUACAGAGGGCUUUGGGUUUACAUAGUUGGGCCUAUAUUUGGUACUAUAGUUGGUGCUUUCACUUAUAACCUCAUAAGGUUUACAGAAAAACCACUUAGAGAACUCACAAAAACUUCAACAUUUCUCAAAAGCAUGUCCAGAAGCCAUGCUUAAUUUUUCCUUCUUUUUUUUCUUCUUAAUUAUUCUUUUUUUUUUCCCUCUGAGCCCCGUGGCUUAACAAAAAAUAGAGUCACUAGUGGCGUUUUAAGAGAAAAUUCAUUAGUAAAAAUAAAUAGAAUUACAGAAAAGAGAUAUAGUAAACAUUUUCUUAUGUAGUUUUUUCUUUUCAACUUUUUUUAUUGUGGGUAUGAAACCUGUAUUUUUUAAAAUUUAAGGUAGUAAUUCUGCCAAGGGAAUUAAUUCUAAAUUCUCCUUUGUGUAGUUCAUUGAUUGUUGGUGUUGUUUCUUUUUACUUAUUUAUUUAUUUAUUUACUUUCUUCUUUCUGAAGUAUUUUAGUUUCUUAAAAUUUCAAGAAUUGAGGAAAAGAUAUGUUUAUUAUAGUCCAUCGACGACUAUAUAUGAGAGGAAUAGAG